AUGGCGUGUGGCGCAGCGCGGGAAGGGAAAAGUGACACGGCCUCUCUGGAACUUCUGCCCAGCGCGCCUCGUAAAAUGAAUGAAAAUAAACCUGGAGGCUCACAGAAUUCUACUUGUGUUUUCUGUCGAAAAAAUGAUGACUGUCCUAUUAAAUAUGGAGAAAAGAAAACUAAUGAGAAAUGGAAUCUCACUGUACAUUACUAUUGUUUGUUGAUGUCAAGUGGAAUUUGGCAGAGGGGUAAAGAAGAAGAAGGAGUUUAUGGUUUUCUAAUAGAAGAUAUCAGGAAAGAAGUGACUAGGGCUUCUAAACUGAAAUGUUCUGUUUGCAAGAAAACGGGUGCUUCAAUUGGGUGUGUCGCACCCCGAUGUAAACGAAGUUAUCAUUUCCCAUGUGGACUUCAGAGAGAAUGUAUUUUCCAGUUCACUGGCAAUUUUGCGUCAUUUUGUUGGAAACAUCGACCUGUUCAAAUAAUUACACCUAAUAAUUGUAGAGACUCCUUACUGUGCACCAUUUGCUUGGAAUUUAUAGAGCCUAUUCCAACUUACAAUGUGUUACGAAGUCCUUGUUGUAAGAAUGCUUGGUUUCAUAGAGACUGUUUGCAGGUGCAAGCAGUAAAUGCAGGAGUGUUUUUCUUUAGGUGUACUAUAUGCAAUAAUAGUGAUAUAUUUCAGAAAGAGAUGUUGAGAAUGGGAAUUCAUAUUCCUGAAAAAGAUGCAUCUUGGGAAUUAGAGGAAAACGCUUAUCAAGAGCUUCUGCAGCACUAUGAGCAUUGUGAUGUCCGAAGAUGUCGUUGCAAAGAAGGGCGAGACUAUAAUGUGCCUGAUAGCAAAUGGGAAAUAAAGCGCUGUCAGUGUUGUGGUUCUAGCGGAACACAUUUAGCCUGUUCCUCACUACAGUCAUGGGAACAAAAUUGGGAAUGUUUGGAAUGUAGAAGUAUUCUCUACAGCGCAGGCGAAUUCGAGAAAGCCAAAAAACAUGCAUUACCCAACACUAAUGUGGGAAUAAAUGAUUGUUUAUUGGAGGAGUCUUCACCUAAAUUACCCAGACAGUCACCUGGAGACCAGCGUAAAGAUGUGCUGAGGCAAGGCAGCAAAUUUAGAAGAGAUAUCUCGACUCUAAUUAUAGAGUUAGGAUUCCAAGUUAAGAAAAAGCCUAAAAAAGUAUUUAUCAACAAAGCCAAUAUCUGGAAUAGUGCCUUAGAUGGAUUCAGAAAUCAAAACUUUAAUCCUUCAUAUGCAAUUGAAAUAGUGUAUGUUAAUGAAAAUGACCAUUUUGGAAGAGAGCAGCCUGGAUCAAAGCAAGAAUUCCUAAGUCUCUUAAUGCAGCAACUUGAGCACUCACCAUUGUUUGAAGGGUCCUUGUCAAAGAACUUGUCUUUAAAUUCUCAAGCUCUGAAGGAGAACCUUUACUAUGAAGCUGGCAAAAUGGUUGCCAUUUCUUUGGUUCAUGGUGGUCCUUCACCUGGUUUCUUUUCUCAGACCUUAUUUAACUGCCUUGCUUAUGGACCAGAAAAUACCCAACCAAUUUUAGACGAUGUUUCAGACUUUGAUGUGGUGCAGAUUAUGAUCAGGGUAAAUACUGCAGCAACUGUGGCUGACUUAAACUCUUUAGUACAUGACUAUUAUAAGUACCUAGAGCUUAUUGGAUGUCUAAGAAUUAUAACAUCAAUAAGUGAUAAAUAUAUGUUGGCAAAAGACAUACUUGUUUAUCAUGUAAUUAAGAGAGUCCGAGCACCUUUUGAGAGUUUUAAACAGGGUCUGAAAACUCUUGGUGUUUUGGAGAAAAUUCAGACUUACCCAGAAGCAUUUUUUCAUAUCUUCUGUCAUAAACCUGAGAAUCUUUCUGCAAAAAUACUUAGUGAUCUUUUUACAGUACACACAUUGUCUGAUGUACAGACUUUGGGGUUUUGGAAUAGUUACUUACAGGCUGUUGAGGAUGGUAAAUCUACAGUAACAAUGGAAGACAUUCUUACUUUUGCUACCGGUUGCAAGUCCAUUCCACCUGCUGGAUUUAAACCCAGUCCAUCACUUGAGUGCCUUCAUAUGGAUUUUCCUGUAGGAAACAAGCGUGAUAACUGUUUAGCUCUUCCUAUCACUAGUACAUAUAAAGAAUUUCAAGAAAGUAUGGACUUCGCCAUAAAAAACACUCUAAGAUUAGAAAAAGAAGGAAAUUCUCACUUCAUUUGA
Messenger RNA from Budorcas taxicolor (takin), 2187 nucleotides. RefSeq names its product G2/M-phase specific E3 ubiquitin protein ligase (gene G2E3). Gene Ontology annotation, molecular function: ubiquitin-protein transferase activity. The record is from RefSeq and is a predicted model, not a curated record. NCBI's taxonomy places the organism in Eukaryota, Metazoa, Chordata, Mammalia, Artiodactyla, Bovidae. Gene Ontology annotation, cellular component: nucleus. Bases 1 to 2187 code for a protein of 728 amino acids. The transcript has 15 exons.